AUGGCGGCCGCCGGCAGUCCAGAGCACCGGCCGUUCUGUGAUCCUCCAGAAGGUACAGAUUACCAGUCCACCCCUGGGCAAGGGGGUCACUUGUGUCCAGCUGAUGUCACUGUAGAAGAUCUUCACUCUGAGAAGCACAAUCCCCCCGACGUUAAACAGGAGGAGGAGUCCAAGAUGCCGUACAUCAAACAGGAGAGUGAAGAAGAUGAAGGUCCAAGCGAAGAGAGCGGGGAAGAGAAAUAUUCGAGCGACGGGUCGUUUCAACAUCUGACAGCAAAAGAAGAGGGACAAUCACAACCGGACGGGCUUUUAGCUCCACUCUCGGACAGCGACGACCAGAAGACUGAUUUAAAAAAGCAUAUGCGUACACACACUGGUGAAAAGCCUUUUGCCUGCACAUCUUGUGGUAAACGAUUCACCGAUAAAGGAAAUUUAAACAGACACACAAGCAGACACACUGGAGAGAAGCCUUUCGCCUGCUCACUUUGCGAUAAAAGAUUUUCUCAGAAGACUCAUUUAGAAAAGCAUAAGCGUACACACACUAAAGAAAAGCUUUUUGUCUGCACAUGUUGUGGUAAAGGAUUCACCGGGAAGGGAAAUUUAAACAUUCACACCAGAACACACACUGGAGAGAAGCCUUUCACCUGCACACUUUGCGAUAAAAGAUUUUCCCAGAAGAAAAUGGAGCUAAACGAUCACACAAGAACACACUCUGGAGAGAAACCUUUUGCCUGCACACUUUGCGAUAAAAGAUUUUCUCUGAAGACUGAUUUAAAAAAGCAUAUGCGUACACACACUGGAGAGAAGCCAUUUGUCUGCACAUGUUGUGGUAAAACAUUCACCGAGAAGGGAAAUUUAAACAAACAUGCAAGAACACACACCGGAGAGAAACCUUUUGCCUGCUCACUUUGUGGUAAAAGAUUCGUUCAGAAGAAAAAUUUAGUGUCGCACGCAAGAAGCCACACUGGGGAAAAACCUUUGAAUCGCAGUGUGUGA
Molecule: messenger RNA, 996 nt
Organism: Nerophis lumbriciformis (worm pipefish)
Lineage: Eukaryota; Metazoa; Chordata; Actinopteri; Syngnathiformes; Syngnathidae
Source: RefSeq, a predicted model, not a curated record